CCCUGCAGGCGCCCUCAAGGGAGUGGGAAUGGGUUGCGCUUCCUCCGUAAAGAAUGAGCGCAUUGCAGAAGAAAACUUCGUUUCAGACACUGUUACAGUUUUUUAUGAAAUGGUAAUAAACAUCUCUACUGACAAUUUACGGAAGAUGUUACAGUGUAUCGAUUAACAUUCGAUAAGGGGAAUCAAAAUGGGAAAAUUGCAAUCAAAACAUGCUUGUACACGAAGAGAAAACCCAGAGGGAGGUGCGUUCAAGGAGGCUGUUGAAUGUAUUGAAGUCGACAGAAACGGAGAUAAGCAGGAUCUGUGUGGUAAAGAUCUAAAAGAAGAUGGUUUGUCACAUCAUUUAUGUGCACUAGAGGAUCGUGACAUCAAAACAUUAAGGGAUGAACAAGAUCAUAUGAAGGACAGCAUACGGUGUGCAGAGGGACAACCUUCACAUAUCAGAGGACAGAACUCCUGCAACAUGGGUGUUCCAGAGAGAAAGCACUACUCUGUAGAUGAGAACACAGAACGUAGGAACCACUAUCUGGAUCUGGCUGGGAUUGAGAACUACAGUUCCCAGUUUGAAGCUGAACCAUCCUCUGAGGACGUCCCUUACCGUGGCCAUGAGCGCCGCUCUCACAUCAAGCACCACAGCUCCGGGGAAACCUCUGGGAGGUCGGUUUCUUUCCUCAGGUCCCUUAGUAGCCGUAGCAAGUCGAUCGGUGGAGGUGGCGGCACAGCCAAACUCCAUGGAUAUCAUCCGGUGACCUGGUGCCAACCAUCCCAGCAGCACAGCUCCAGCAAACGCAUCCGCACCAGGGUCCGUGACAUCACAGCAUCUUCCAGAGCAAAUCAGGGUAUGCAUAGAGAGUUGCAGCCCGGACAAGCUGUUCCUCCAGGGGGCUUUAUAUAUGUUCCACAAAGACAUGAACACUAUCAUCACCAUGAACAUCAUCAUCACCAUUAUCAUCAUUACCAUCCAACAUAAGAUUUCCGAAAAUGUCGCAAAUGUCAAGUGAGUGACUAGUAGCAAAGUAGCCUAUAUUUUUAUUCAUGUAAAUUAAAAGUGUAUAAGUAUGUUUAAAUAAUAUACAGUUCUUCACAGCGAUGCCAUAGAAGAACCAUUUUUUGGUUUCACAAAGAACCGUUUAGGCACACGUUCUUUAAAGAACCAUCUCUUUCUUACCUUUUUAGAAUCUGAACAAUCAAUUUUUGCCACAAAGGACCUUAGAUGGCAUCGUGAAGCACUUUUAUUUUUAAGAGUGUAUGAACAUUUUAACAAUAAAAAGGACUGUACUAC
Molecule: messenger RNA, 1282 nt
Organism: Triplophysa dalaica
Lineage: Eukaryota; Metazoa; Chordata; Actinopteri; Cypriniformes; Nemacheilidae
Product: protein naked cuticle homolog 2
Exons: 7
Coding region: 188-970 (260 amino acids)
Biological process (GO): negative regulation of Wnt signaling pathway
Cellular component (GO): cytoplasm
Source: RefSeq, a predicted model, not a curated record